UAAAAUUAUAAAAUAAAAGCAGCAAUAAAAAUACAGUUGAAGGACGAUGGAUAACAAGCUGUAUUGUUGCACGAACUGCUACCGUCGUUGUGGAUGGGAUGAUCUGUCGGCACAGGAACAUCGCUGCUUAAAGUGCCGUCUGCCCGCCAAGUCCUGCGCUAUAUGUGACAAGCGUUUUGAGCCCCGAUCCGAACAGGCGGUCUACUGCAAGCGCUGUGACUUCAACUUGCUCAGACAUGCGCCAGUUCUCCCACCAGACAUGACAGGGCAGUGUAAUUCGCAUAAAUAUAGAGAAUAACUCCGAUGAUCACGAAAAAAUGGUACUGGAAGUUGCCGGAAGCAUGUUAAGGUUAUAACUGAUUAAAAAAGUGAAAAUAAGUAAGAACACAUACAAAAUAAAAAUAUAUGAAAAGCG
Molecule: messenger RNA, 415 nt
Organism: Scaptodrosophila lebanonensis
Lineage: Eukaryota; Metazoa; Arthropoda; Insecta; Diptera; Drosophilidae
Product: protein FAM76B
Exons: 2
Coding region: 47-298 (83 amino acids)
Source: RefSeq, a predicted model, not a curated record